Messenger RNA from Guillardia theta CCMP2712, 361 nucleotides. RefSeq lists its product as hypothetical. The annotation marks the transcript as partial. Lineage: Eukaryota; Cryptophyceae; Pyrenomonadales; Geminigeraceae. Gene Ontology annotation, molecular function: chromatin binding; transcription coactivator activity. Gene Ontology annotation, cellular component: nuclear pore; DUBm complex; SAGA complex. Gene Ontology annotation, biological process: positive regulation of DNA-templated transcription; regulation of transcription by RNA polymerase II; poly(A)+ mRNA export from nucleus. The record is from RefSeq and is a predicted model, not a curated record. The transcript has 4 exons.
AACGUGCUGGACGCACAGGUGCGUGCCAGUGUGAACCAGAAGUUGGAGGACAGUGGAGAGAAGGAGAGGCUGAAAGAAUUCCUGCGACAACGUCUAGUUGAAAGCGGCUGGCGUGAUGAUUUGAAGGAAUAUUGCAAAGAAGUGAUCAAGGACAAGUACAGAGAGGAUCUGAGUGUUGAUGAAUUGGUAUCAGAGAUAACUCCGAGGGGAUAUGCGACCAUUCCUGAUGAGGUCAAAGCUGAGCUGCUGGAGCGAAUCCGCAAAUUUCUGGCAUCGAAUUGAAGAAUGCCAUCAGACAAUGUACAGCAAAAGUUUAGUAGUUGAUAACAUCCAUUUGCUUUAUUACACAACAAUUUCAGGC